Rhipicephalus sanguineus (brown dog tick) is the source of this 939-nucleotide messenger RNA. RefSeq lists its product as uncharacterized. Lineage: Eukaryota; Metazoa; Arthropoda; Arachnida; Ixodida; Ixodidae. The record is from RefSeq and is a predicted model, not a curated record. Bases 175 to 498 code for a protein of 107 amino acids. The transcript is spliced from 4 exons.
UCGGCGGCAUCCGCCGCCAGAGCGCCGCGCGCGUUUCCUGUCCAUUCCGAGCCGUCCAACAUGGCGGAGCUCGAUUAGUUUCGAAGUGGGAGUUGUCGCAGAGACGUUGCAGUUCGCCGUCUUGCGCGGGCACUCAGUCUUGUGGCGGCCGUUCAAGCCUCGCUGCCGGUCGACAUGACGCUGACAGAAGGCUCCCGCAAGCGUCCCCGCCCAUGCAACGACGAGAGCUGCGAGUUCAUGCCCAUAUCAAAGAAGAUAAACAACCUCAGGAUACGGGUCAACUCCCAUGACACGGUGGACGAAGACACGAGCUCUUCGGGUGGCUCCUGCCCCGACCAUGCCCAGCUGGCAUCCAUGGUUGCCAACGGCAUCGACAACCCACACUACGGAGCCAUCAACCGGCUCCUCUACGAAGCGCACAUGCAGAGGCAGCAGCGAUUGCUCGGCGCCUCCCAUCAGCGACUCCCAGAGCACUGUCCCGGACCGAGCCAACUGUGACCGCUUCGGCGGUGCCUUCAGCGGACGACUACGGACGACCACGAACGCUUAGGGUUUUAGAGCUGCCGACGGCAGCUGUUUUACCGUGACAACGCAGCGCUGUUUAUGUAAGGAUGUGAUCGCGGACGAGUCGCAGUGCAAGAUGCGCACGCCCCGUUCGACGUCUGCAAGCCGGCCACCUCUGCACAUCCCUGCAACCAUUUGUGCCGUUCUUGUAAACGUGACGUGAGCAGUUGUACUGGCUGCUUCAUUCCAAGGGUGUUUCCCAUCUGCAAUUGCGUCGCAGCUCUCGGGUGAUUUUUUUUUUCCUUCUUUUUUUUCACUCUCUCUCCUUUUUCCCCCACCCGUCGCUGCUGCAAGUGAAUCCAAGCUACACGGCAGACCUGCCUCAUCGCAUCGCCUGUGUUCAUUAACGAAAAAUUGGACAGUGCUAGUAAUACA